Messenger RNA from Papaver somniferum (opium poppy), 1194 nucleotides. RefSeq lists its product as uncharacterized. The record is from RefSeq and is a predicted model, not a curated record. Bases 1 to 1194 code for a protein of 397 amino acids. Lineage: Eukaryota; Viridiplantae; Streptophyta; Magnoliopsida; Ranunculales; Papaveraceae. The transcript is spliced from 2 exons.
AUGAGAGUCAUGUUCCGGAAUAUCAGAGGCUUGAAGAGAAUGAGAGCCAAAGAUAAACUUAUAAAUUUAGUUAAACAUUUUAAUCCUUCAUUACUUUGGAUUGCUGAGCCUAAAAUUAGGACUUCUCGAAAUUAUGUUAAGAAUUUGAGGUUGCCAGGUAUGAAUCAGAUGGUUAUACAUAAUGCAUUUAAUGGUAGUAAGGCUAAUAUAUGGUUAUUCUGGCAUGAUUCCAUUUCUACUCCAAAUGUUAUAUCAACAACAACACAAGCAAUAACUGUUAAAGUUGGAGAAGUACUUGUAACUGGAAUUCAUGCAGCUUGCUUAACUGUAGAUAGAAGACAAUUAUGGGAUGAAUUGGUGAAGAUUCAAGAUAUGAAUAUGCCAUGUCUUAUAAUUGGUGACUUUAAUGUAGUCUUGAGUAGUGAUGAAAAAAUUGGUGGUAGAAGACCUCUAAGGAUUGGUAUGAAAGAGUUUAGAGAGUGUUUAAAUAGUUGUGAACUAAUACAAGCUCCUAAAACUGGUAUAAAAUACUCAUGGUGCAAUAACAGAGUUGGGAAGAAAAGAAUUUUAUGUGAUUUAGAUAAAGAUUUCUUUAAUGUUAAGUGGCUGGAGAAAUUUGAUGGAUGGCAAUAUAAGGUGGGUACUAGAGGGACUUCAGAUCAUGAUCCCAUAAUGGGGAAGGCAGUGGAGAUUCCUAAACCAAAAAACAUUCCCUUCAGAUAUCAAACUGUGUGGACUUCUCAUCCUGAUUUUAUUAAUGUAAUCAAAAGUUCUUGGGAAGAAAGUGUAACUGGAAAUCCUGCAUUUGUGUUCAUGGCCAAGUUAAAAAGAUUCAAAGAAUUUAUUAAAAAGUGGAACUGGGAGGUAUUUAGUGAUUUAAGAGUAAAAAUGACUCAAGCUGAAGAAGAGGUGGAAAAGGCAGCAAUGGUUUCUGAUACAAAUCCAGAGAAUAUUGAAUUACUUAAUGUUUUAAUAACAGCUAGAAGAAAACAAGAGAUAGUUGCCCAACAAUUUAAUGAACUUCUGAGAACUAAAGCUAGAGUCAAAUGGAUAAUAUCUGAAGAAGACAAUAUGUUUCUGGAUGCAAUUCCUUCUACUGCAGAAAUCAAAGAGGCUGUAUAUGGAAUGGAUGCAAAUAAUUCUCCAGGCCCAGAUGGAUUUCCUGGAAGUUUUGCAUAUUUUCCUGGAGUAUAG